Molecule: messenger RNA, 2042 nt
Organism: Gaeumannomyces tritici R3-111a-1
Lineage: Eukaryota; Fungi; Ascomycota; Sordariomycetes; Magnaporthales; Magnaporthaceae
Product: eukaryotic translation initiation factor 3 subunit H
Exons: 3
Coding region: 141-1232 (363 amino acids)
Cellular component (GO): eukaryotic 43S preinitiation complex; eukaryotic translation initiation factor 3 complex; cytosol
Molecular function (GO): metallopeptidase activity; translation initiation factor activity; protein binding
Source: RefSeq, a predicted model, not a curated record
CCGAAUUUUCCGCGCACAACUCGAGAAAAUACCAUCGCAUCGCCCACGACGACAACGGAAGCCGUGCCUCCAAAGCCAACCGCGCGCCGGACUACGAACACCAACACCAAUACCCGCGACAGCCGCUACGAAACGCAGCCAUGGCGGACGCUUCCAAAGAUGCGCCCUUCAAGUCGGUGCAGGUCGAGGCACUGGUGGUGAUGAAGAUCUCCAAGCACUGCUCGGCGACGUUCCCAACCAUGGCCACCGGCUCGCUGGUCGGCAUGGACAACGACACGGUACUCGAGAUCACCAACUCGUUCAACUUCCCCACCGUCGAUGUCGCCAACGUCGACAGCCACCAGAGCGAGCGCGACGCCUCGGCCCAGGCCGCCGCCGCCCCCCGGUCCAAGGCCAACAUUGCCUACCAGGCCGAGAUGAUCAAGUAUCUGCGCGAGGUCAACGUUGACGCUAACAACGUCGGCUGGUACUCGAGCGCCACCAUGGGCAACUUCAUCAACAUCAACUUCAUUGAGAACCAGCACCACUACCAGCGCGAGAACCCCAGGGCCAUCGCCCUCGUUCACGACGUCAGCAGGAGCUCACAGGGCGCCCUUUGCCUGCGCGCCUUCAGGCUCUCCAACAACUUCAUGGCCGCCUUUAAGGAGGGCAAGUUCACGACAGAAAACCUGCAAAAAAUAAAGCUCACAUACAAGGAUAUCCUGGUUGAGCUUCCCGUUGUCGUCCAUAACACACACCUUCUCACCACUUACCUCCACCAAGUUCCCGCGCCACCACCCUCCAAGAGCGAGGUGAGCCUACCGACUUCGCUCGCGGAGCUGCAACGGAAUCCGAUCAGGGGCCCGGCCUACCCGUCGCUCGACUCGUUGGAGCUGUCGAUCGACCCGUUCCUUGAGAAGACGUGCGACCUGCUUCUGGACAGCAUCGAGUCGCACUACACCGAUCUCAACAACCACCAAUACUACCAACGCCAGCUGACGCGUGAGCAGACCAAGAUCACGGCCUGGCAAGCGAAGCGCAAGGCGGAGAACGCGGCGCGGGCAGCGGCCAAGCAGACGCCGCUCCCGGAGGACGAGUGGAAGAGGCUGUUCAAGCUGCCGCAGGAGCCCAGCAGGCUCGAGGGCAUGCUGAACGCCAGACAGGUGGAGCAGUACAGCAAGCAGGUGGACGGCUUCACGGCGAACGUCAGCGCCAAGAUGUUUGCUGUCAGGGGGGGCCUCCUGACCGAGUGAAGCGGCUGAGCGAGUGCGGGAGACGGAGUGAUUUAUUCAUGUGGACAAGCAGGCAGCCAGACUGCUGGCUAGAGCUUGCACCAGCGGUUUCACCAAACCCCCGGUGUUCCGCGGCUCCCCUGAUCCCAAUCCGGCUGCUGACGCAGUUUGCCGCUGCGGGAGCCACUAAUGAAUGUGCAUAUUGUAUGGCGUUAACGGUACUUUUUUUUUCUGGUCAUGGAUACUUUGGGCUGGGUGAAACUAGGGCACGUCGGUGCAGGGCCUCGUCUUUGUUUCGCGGCGCCGAGGGAGUUCUUUUCAAGAGAAAAAACUAGAUAAAACCCUGGGGCUCAGUGAGCGGGGCCAUGAAACAGAUUGGGAACAGACUGCCCGAGCUUGGGUUUUGCUUGUUGUACACGCAAGUCUGCUUGAGAGCUGCAUAUCGGCUUUGGAUUCCAGCCAGUGCUAGGUGCCGACGCUGUGAUCUGCAUGCAAAAGGAAGAACAGGCUCGGCCCAGAGAUGAUCUCGGCCCCGAAAGCCGAGUCAGGAUCCUAGUCUACCCGCCGUGCACGGUGAUGGUCUUUUUAGGCCGAGCUCGAUGAGGGGGACAACUGCCUGCCCCUGGGCCAUGGAGGGACAACGCAAGAUGUGCAGCUCGACAACAGUCGGGCAGCUUGUGCAGAGUAAGCCCAAAGGGGAACUAAAGUAGGAACGGUACAAUGUGGCAGCAAGCAAUAGGACAACAAAGAAAAAAAAACGUUGAGGUGCCACCCGUCGACCAAGACCCGUCAACCAAGGGACCUAAUGACUUGCCGAAGUCUGGAUUUUAG